AUGUCAGAAGUCACAGAACCUCAAGAACUGUUGUCUGCAACUAUUGCUCGUCACUAUGACAAUGGAGAAAAUAACUUAUCAGCAAGAAAUGCAUCUCGUAUCUUGUAUUUACGCAAUUUCAACAAUUGGGUUAAAUCAACUCUUAUUCAGGAAGCAGUAACAAUGCUUAGAGACAGCAGAAUUCAUGAUGGAAAAAUGCAUGUAUUAGAUUUUGCCUGUGGGAAAGGUGGCGAUUUAAAUAAAUGGAGAAAUUCAAGUUGUAUGGAAUAUCUAGUAGCUGUUGAUAUUUCUCCAGGAUCAAUAUCAAAUUGUCAUUCCAGAUAUGAAGAGAUGAAAGCAAGAAACAGAUACUUAUUUGAUGCUCAAUUUAUUGUCGCAGACUGCACUAGAGUAAAUAUAAAUACAUUAUUUAAAGACUCAUGUAUGAAAUUACAUUUGGUAAGUUGUCAAUUUGCAUUUCACUACUGCUUUGAAAGUAUACAACAAGCUGAAUGUAUGCUAAAAAAUGUAUCAGAAAAUCUGGUGAGUGGUGGAAUAUUUAUAGGUACUAUACCUAAUGCCAGAGAAAUAGUAAGACGCCAAAAAGAAUGUGGUGAAAAACAAUUUGGAAACAGUAUCUAUAAUAUUGAUUUUUUGUGCGACAUUGAUAAACCAUUCCCAAUAUUUGGUGCAAAAUAUAAUUUUCAUUUAGAAGGAGUUGUCGACUGCCCAGAGUUCCUAGUUUAUUUUCCUGCUUUAGAAAAGUUAGCAAAAAGUUAUGGAUUGGAACUAAAAAUGAAAAUGACAUUUGCCGAGUAUUUUGAAAAACAUUCAAAUUUAGAUGUAAAUUUCUUAAGCCGUAUAACAGCAUUGGAGGUAUAUCCUCCCCGAGAAGGAGUUGAACUAAUGGGAACAGAAGAAGAUUAUGAUAAAGCCAAACAGUUUUUAAAUGAAAAUAAACAGGAAAGUGUUGGCACACUAUCAAAAUCUGAAUGGGAAGUUGCAACUCUAUACAUGGUGUUUAUGUUUCAAAAAAUGUAGCCCAAUUAAUUGAAGAUCUAAUUUGAAUUGAAUAUGAAUAAAAUGCAUGUUGUACAAUAUUUAGUUUAAUUUAUUUAUGUAUUUAUUUGUUUUUAUAUUAAACAACUUAAAUUGACAAUAAUAAUGUUAAUUGUUAUCUUUUUUUA
Messenger RNA from Metopolophium dirhodum (rose-grain aphid), 1166 nucleotides. It is a transcript of the gene Rnmt, whose product is annotated as mRNA cap guanine-N7 methyltransferase. The transcript is spliced from 7 exons. The coding region runs from base 1 to 1020 and encodes 339 amino acids. Gene Ontology annotation, cellular component: nucleus. Gene Ontology annotation, biological process: 7-methylguanosine mRNA capping. The record is from RefSeq and is a predicted model, not a curated record. NCBI's taxonomy places the organism in Eukaryota, Metazoa, Arthropoda, Insecta, Hemiptera, Aphididae. Gene Ontology annotation, molecular function: mRNA 5'-cap (guanine-N7-)-methyltransferase activity.